UUUUUGAUAUGACGUUAUGUACAAAAUAAAAUCCAAUGCAAAAUUAAAUACACAGAACUUCAGCUAAGCUGUGCUACAACUCGAUCGGGAAAUCCAGUUGUUUUGCUGAUAUCGUGAAGAUAUACUGUUGAAAAUAUAUACUUUGAAGAAUUUUAGUACUUUUGUUUUGUUAUCAUGAAUCGUUUGUUUGGAUCAAGUAAACCAAAGGCACCGCCACCUAAUCUGUCAAACUGCAUUGAAAAUGUUGACAGCCGUUCGGAAUCAAUUGAAAAGAAAAUCUCAAAACUUGACAAUGAGUUGAAGAAGUACAAAGAUCAGAUGAAGAAGAUGCGAGAAGGUCCAGCUAAGAAUAUGGUGAAACAAAAGGCUAUGAGGAUUCUGAAACAGAAGAAAAUGUAUGAGAACCAGAGUGAUAAUCUAAGGCAGCAGUCGUUCAACAUGGAGCAAGCCAACUUUGCAACCCAGACACUGAAGGAUACCAAGACAACUGUGGAUGCCAUGAAGCUUGGUAUUAAGGAGAUGAAGAAGGAGUACAAGAAAGUUAACUUGGAUCAGAUCGAGGAUCUUCAAGAUGACAUGUCCGAUAUGUUAGAACAAGCUGAUGAGGUACAAGAGAUCAUGGGAAGAAGUUACGGUAUGCCUGAGAUGGACGAGGCCGAUCUAGAAGCAGAACUUGACGCUCUCGGUGAUGACUUUUUAAUGGAUGAAGACACAUCGUACCUGGAUGAAGCUAUCACUGCCCCAUCGGCUCCAGAAACAAAUCCGGGUGCUGAAUCAAUACAGGACGGCGUUCCUGUGGAUGAGUUUGGUCUGCCACAGCUUCCAUCUUCGUGAAUGGACACAACAUGAGCAACUUCUAGAUUAUAUAUCAAUUAUUAAAUCAAUUGAUAUCAGCGUCAUCACAUUGAGAGAACUUAACAAAUUUGUAUAAUCGAUAUAAAACUUAUUGUAAAUAUCAAUAGUUUUGCUAAGUACAAUUUUUAUUUAACAAAUGUAAAGAAACGGCAAAAUUGUUAAAAUUCUUUACAAAUUUUAAGGUUGUUCGGUUGUUUAACCCCUUUGGUGCACAAAGUGGUCGCUAGCGACCGCCCAAAACAUGUCAAAUUUGACUUUUAUAAACAGUCAUAACUUAAAAACUACACCCCCCAUAUAUACCGCCCUCAUUCGGUUGUUUAGAGCGAUUGUUGAGCUUUCGUAAGGUGUGACGUCAAGAGGGGGUGCUAUUAAAAAAAAUUGAUAAAAACGCGGUUGAAUGUGUUUGUUUUUUAUUUGUUUAAUUUGUGCACCAAAGGGUUAAUUUGCGUAGUGUAUAAUAUGGUCUUGUGACAGAAUGAAUAGAGUUCAUGUAUUGUUUCUUUUUCACCUUCUUUAUCAAGUGAAGACAAACUCGCUCAAAACUUCAUGAUCUUUGCAACUUAUUUAUUUUAGCUGAUGUCACUUUGUCCUUGAAGUUAGGGUCAUAGAUUUGUAAAUACCCAACCAUUAAUGGCCAUACAAACUUACUGGGUGAUGAGCACUGCAGCUGUUGAUACUUAAAACUAUUCCGAGAUAGGAUUCCGUUUGAAGUAAUAGGGUUUGGUUAAAUUUUCACCCUGAAACAUUUAAAUAUGACAAACGAAUCGUUGAGGGUUGACUGAAAAUUCAAAUUUCCACGAUGUCCAUUCAUUAAUGCUGGGACCAGAGAUAAUAAUAAUGACGUCUUCUAUAGUGCCGGUAUCCACAAAAAGUGCUCAUGGCGCUUGCUCCAAUAAUAUUCCCCCUUGGUUGUUCUCCAGCAGUGCAAAGAACAAGAACAAACUCCAAUGUCUAGUGAAUGUUACUGAAAUGCGGUUGGUACCCACUGUCACCUUGCUAAACACUGAUGGAUUUGACUUUCUCAUUGAAAAUAUUUGACGUUUCUUUUGCUGUUUUUUUUUUCUUCAAAAAGUAGACCUGGUAUUCAGCUGCAACUUAUCAGGUGAUUAUUAUUGUAUCUUUGUGCCUGCAUGUCUAUAAAGAAAACAAAUCUAUAAAUUGAUUCAAUUAUUUGUAAGGGGGAAAAAAACGCUGGUUGAAAUCCUUGUGACAAAAGCAAGUAACAAUUUUCAUACAUUUGGGACGUCUCUUCAAUACUCUCAAUCAUUGUCCGUUUCCGAAUUGGUGGCUAUAAGUAAGACUGUAUAAGGUUUUCCUACUUUUUUUCCCUUCAAGUGCCAAAUACCAUGAAUCUGAUAAACAAAUCGUUAACUUCGUUAAAGGAACACGUUGCCUUGGAUCGGACGAGUUGGUCUAUGAAAAGCGUUUGAAACCGUUAUGAAAU
Messenger RNA from Asterias rubens (European starfish), 2299 nucleotides. RefSeq names its product charged multivesicular body protein 5-like. The transcript has 7 exons. Gene Ontology annotation, biological process: late endosome to vacuole transport via multivesicular body sorting pathway; vesicle budding from membrane. NCBI's taxonomy places the organism in Eukaryota, Metazoa, Echinodermata, Asteroidea, Forcipulatida, Asteriidae. The record is from RefSeq and is a predicted model, not a curated record. Gene Ontology annotation, cellular component: multivesicular body. Bases 175 to 834 code for a protein of 219 amino acids.